GUUUAAAUAUUUAACGUAUUUUGAAAAUAUUUAGCCUAAUUUGGGUUUGUAACAACAUUGAAAUCGAAAGAGGAAGUUAUUUCAACAAUAAGUUGUAUUAAUUCCUGGAAGCAGUAAAAUCUUAUUUUCUAUGUGGAAAGAGAUUGAUACAAUAAUGGCUGAAAAUUCCCUAUUAGUGGCAGCUAUAGAUUUUGGAACAACGUAUUCUGGCUGGGCGUUUUCGUUUAGACAUGAAUUCGAACGGGAACCAACUAAAGUAUCUGCGAAAAAUUGGAGCGGUGGCCAGCUUGUUUCACUGAAAGGGCCGACUUGUGUAUUGAUAAAGCCAGACGGUCAAACUUUUCACAGUUUUGGAUUCGAAGCAGAGAGCAAGUAUGCUGAUCUCGCAUUAGACGAGGAACAUGAAUCGUGGUACUUCUUUAAACGGUUUAAAAUGAAACUCUUCUCAGAGGGGCUCGGGAGAAACCUGCUACUCGAAGAUGCAAGUGGGAAGAAACUAUCAGCAAAAUUAGUUUUCUCGCUGUCAAUCAAACAUUUGAAAGAUGAUCUUCUCAAAUUGUCUGAGAAUCGUAUUUCUGGCGGAGGUCUUAGAGAUGGUGACAUAAAGUGGGUUUUAACAGUUCCUGCAAUCUGGAAUGAUGGCGCUAAACAGUUUAUGAGAGAAGCUGCACGAGAGGCUGGGAUUUCUGACGACAAGCUGACCAUUGCUUUGGAACCGGAAGCUGCGAGUCUUUACUGUCGCCAUCUGCCGGUAGAGAAAUGUGGAAGUGAUAAAAUGUCCUUGUCCAAGUUUGGAGCUGGAAAACGUUAUCUUGUAUUAGAUGCCGGAGGCGGAACCGUUGACAUAACUGUCCAUGAAGUUAUGAGAGGUGGUUGUUUAAAAGAACUUCACAAGGCAAGUGGUGGGGCAUGGGGAGGAACAACCGUCGAUGAUGCUUUCUUUAAUUUUCUCUCAAAAAUUGCAGGGCCGAGCGUAAUGGCAAAAUUUAAGGACAAGCAUAUGGAAGAUUUCAUAGACCUUUUCCGUGAUUUCGAAGUCAAAAAACGGGAGAUACGUCCGGACAAAGAUUCUAAAGUUACAUUUAGAAUACCUACCGUGUUUGCAGAUCUCGUUAAAGAAGUGAAAGGAGAAACCUUGCAGGACUCUAUUUCAAAAAUGGCAUAUGCUAACCAGGUAAAGCUAGUGGGAGACAAGCUUCGAGUUGAACCCGACAUUGUAAAGAGUUUCUUUGAGCCGUCCAUAAAUAGUAUCAUGAGGCACGUGAGAGAAUUGCUGCAGAAACCAGUUAACAGGGGAGUUGAAGCAAUUGUUAUGGUUGGUGGUUUUUCUGAAUCCCUUUUACUUCAGCAUGCGACGAAAGGCACUUUUUCAAAUUUGCGCAUUAUUGUUCCUGACGAAGCAGGCCUGGCAGUCUUGAAAGGCGCAGUAAUUUUUGGUCACCAGCCAUCGGUAAUAUCGGAACGAGUAAGCAAAUACACAUAUGGCGUCGAUACUAUUCAAAAUUUUAUUCCGACGCGGCACCCGAUUGAAAAGCAGAAAGUCGUAUCUGGCGUUUUAAAAUGCCAGGACAUAUUUUCUAUACAUGUUAAGGCAGGUGAAACGCUUGUUGUCGGAGAGCCGCAAACUGAACAAACUUAUACGACAUCAACUGAAACUCAACAUGCUAUGGUCAUAGAUAUUUAUGCAACACAACAGCUUAAUCCAAAGUAUACCGAUGAGCCUGGAUGCCAUAAAAUCGGCACAAUAGACGUUCCUGUUUCGGGAAGUGGGCUUGGUAGAAAGGUGAUGGUGAAAAUGAUUUUCGGCGGUACAGAAAUUGAAGUGGAAUGCACAGAAGUAGCAACAGGGAAAAUCACUCGCACAAAAGUUGACUUUUUAACAUAAAAUGAUGCGCCAUGGAUACAAUUGUAGAUGAUGAAUGGAGUGCGAUACCCCGCACACACGUAGAUUGUUAAUUAUGGUAUAUCGAUUGCAAGGCAUUAUGUAUUCCUAGCACCAUAGUAUAUAAUUAUAUUUUUAAGAAAAUCAUUUAUAUGUAGCAGCAAAGAUGCAGUAACAUGUAUGCAGUUUAAUGUCGAAAUGAUUCAAUUCGUUAAUAAUUUACCUAUUUUAACUUGUAACUCGUCAAGGAAUCAAUGGGGAUAUAUUUAAAGGAAGGAAGAUGAAAAGAGCAACAACAAAAUUCAAACUACUUACGACGAAAUGAAACGCUAUCUACCAACCAUUUGACACAUUUGUAAAUUUUGAUUUUUAUAGUUCAUGAGUUAACAUUGCCAUAUAUGAUAUAAAUGUAUAUUAUAAUUAAGAACUUUUGUGUGAAUCACUUUGUGCAACGAAACUUUAAAUAAAAU
This is a messenger RNA of Ruditapes philippinarum (Manila clam), 2352 nucleotides long. RefSeq names its product heat shock 70 kDa protein 12A-like. The record is from RefSeq and is a predicted model, not a curated record. The transcript has 8 exons. Gene Ontology annotation, molecular function: ATP binding; ATP-dependent protein folding chaperone. The coding region runs from base 131 to 1885 and encodes 584 amino acids. Lineage: Eukaryota; Metazoa; Mollusca; Bivalvia; Venerida; Veneridae.